This is a messenger RNA of Crotalus tigris (Tiger rattlesnake), 3069 nucleotides long. It is a transcript of the gene MTIF2, whose product is annotated as mitochondrial translational initiation factor 2. Bases 419 to 2581 code for a protein of 720 amino acids. Gene Ontology annotation, biological process: translational initiation. Gene Ontology annotation, molecular function: GTPase activity; GTP binding; translation initiation factor activity. The transcript is spliced from 16 exons. The record is from RefSeq and is a predicted model, not a curated record. NCBI's taxonomy places the organism in Eukaryota, Metazoa, Chordata, Lepidosauria, Squamata, Viperidae.
UUUGCCCGUUUGCGUUGUACUACUGGAUGGCAGCGGUUAGCCAACCUUGCUUGUUUUUAAAAAGCUGACGCCAUGGAAAGCUACCAGGAGAUUCCAGGGAUAUAAAUUAGACACUGUAGUAGAAAAACAUUCUGGAAACAGGCUUCAGAUAGAAAUAUUUAUGAUGCAAUCUUAGGACUAUCUACUCUAAACUACAUUGAUUUUAAUAUUUUCCAGAAAAGCAGGUAGCCGAGGAGGUCACGGAAGAAUAGCGGGACGAUAAAAGUUAGUAGCGGAUAUUAGCACUAUGCUUGUGGCCCUUGUUGCAAGGAGGAGGCGCGUUCACAUGGCUGGAAGCAGAGGAAUGGCUAGUUGACGGGCGUGCGCCAUCUUCCGGCUGGGUGUUAGUAAAACGCUUAAAGAAGCAGAAGAGAGAAACAUGAACUGGAUGCCACCGCUAGAGAAUCUGACCCAUUUAUAUAGUGCUUGCAGGCAGCUGCAUUCCCUAGCUUACCGAAAACAGUGGAAGUUUGUCCUGUCCUCUGCCUAUCCUAUGUGCCCCAUUCAGCUGUACCCGCUGCUCUGGCAUCCAGACACCACCUCACAAUUCAGGCUUUUCACCACCAAGGAGAGAGAGAAAUUGGGCAAAGUGAAACUGAAACCUGUACAGAUGAAAGCAAAGAAACAAGAGAUUGAGAUAAGGCGCCAAAUGACUGUGGAGGAACUUGCAAAAGUGAUGCAUAAGGAUAUAGAUCAUGUAUAUGAAGCUCUGCUGAACACAGACAUAGAUUUAGAUUCACUAGAACCAGAUUCAGUCUUGGAAGUAAAUUGGAUCAAAGACAUCAUUAAAAAAUCUGGCAUGCAGUACAAAUGGGCUGAACUGAAAGUAGAAAAAGAAAAAGAAAAUAAAGAUGUGGUGAGAAGGCCUCUUCAAAAUGCAGCUUUAUUAACCCCCAGACCUCCAAUUAUUACUGUAUUGGGCCAUGUUGAUCAUGGAAAAACUACAUUACUUGAUAGCCUGCGAAAUACUAAUGUGGCAGCAAUGGAAGUAGGAAAUAUAACACAGCAUAUUGGUGCCUUUCUUGUGCAGUUGCCUUCUGGGGAGAAGGUAACAUUCUUGGAUACUCCUGGCCAUGCUGCCUUUUCAGCCAUGAGGGCAAGAGGUACACAUAUCACUGAUAUUGUUGUACUGGUGAUAGCUGCCGAUGAUGGUGUGAUGGAGCAAACUAUGGAAUCCAUUCAACAUGCUAAAAAUGCUAACGUUCCAAUCAUCGUUGCCAUCAAUAAGUGUGACAAAGCUGAAGCUGAUCCUGAAAAAAUAAAGAAACAACUGCUGGCUCACAAUAUUGUUUGUGAAGACUAUGGAGGAGAUGUUCAGGCUGUUCCUAUCUCUGCGUUAAAGAGCCAUAACCUGAUGAACUUAAAAGAGGCAAUUGUAACUCUUGCUGAGGUAAUGGAACUGAAGGCAGAUAGCACAGGUCUCGUGGAAGGUAUUAUAAUAGAGUCUCGCACAGAUAAAGGAAAAGGUCCAGUAACCACUGCCAUUAUCCAAAGAGGCACUCUGAGAAAGGGUUGUAUUUUGGUUGCUGGAGAAACCUGGGCCAAAGUGCGACUGAUGCUUGAUGAAAAUGGCAAAACAAUGGAAAAUGCUUCCCCUGGUGUGCCCACAGAGAUUGUGGGGUGGAAGGAGGUCCCAGCAGCAGGAGAAGAAAUCCUUGAAGUUGAAUCUGAGCAAAGGGCACGUGAAGUUGUUGAAUGGAGAAUCUAUGUGAAAAAGCAGGAAAAAAUAAAGAAAGAUCAAGAAAUUAUAGAAGAGAAGCAAAAGGCUUAUAACGAAGACUACAGGAAGAAGCGAGAGGGUCUCAUGAACUUGAGCUGGAGAGAGAGAGUAUAUGUAAUAAAGAAGAGCCAAAAGGAGUCCAUGACUAGGCAAUCUGAAAAAGAUAUUCAGAGUGACAAAAACAUGUUGCCUCUCAUUAUCAAAGGUGAUGUCGAUGGCUCUGUAGAAACCAUUUUGAAUAUUCUGAAAACCUAUGAUGCUGACGAAGAAUGUGUAUUAGAUGUGAUUCAUUGUGGGAUUGGGGAUAUUAGUGAAAAUGAUAUAAAACUAGCAGAAUCAUUCCAAGGUAUCAUCUAUGGAUUCAAUGUAAAGGCACAUAAAUCUAUUCAGCAGAUGGCUGCUAAAAAGAAAAUAAAGGUGAAAAUACACAAUAUCAUCUACCGGCUUGUGGAGGAUUUACAGGAAGAGCUCAGCAACACUUUGCCCUUUGGUGAAGAGGAACAUGUGCUAGGAGAAGCUGCCGUUUUAGCAACCUUUGAGAUUGAUGUAGGAAAACAUAAAGUUCCAGUGGCUGGCUGUAGAGUACAGAAAGGACAAUUAAACAAAAAAAUGAGCUUUAAAUUAAUUCGCAAUGGAGAAUGUAUUUGGACAGGAUGCUUAUCGUCUCUGAAGCAUCAUAAGGAAGAUAUCGCAAUUGCAAAGACUGGCAUGGAUUGUGGACUUAGUUUGAAUAAUAAUCUGAAAUUUGAAGUUGGAGAUGAAAUUGUUUGCUUUAGCACAAAGGAAGUUAAGCAGACAAUUUCUUGGAACCCAGGAUUUUAAAUCAAGCUGACUAAAAUAUAGAAGGCAAGAAAACUUGAACCUUCAUUCUGUAUCAAACUGUAGAAUUUUCUGGAUAGUAUCGUGCAUUGUAAAAUUGGCUACAGAAAAUGGAAAAGUCUGCCAUUUCAGGAGAUGUAUAUUUUUAUGUGUUAUGAAAUAACAUUUUAAAACCUAAAUGUUCACUACAAGGAAAACCAACACAUUACAUUUGUUAAUGCAGUUGUUUCAACAAUUAUUAAAAAGUUUAGAUGAGGUGUUUUGCUAUCAAAAUUCUGCAUUUUCUAUGGUACUCAAACCAAUAACUAUGGAAUCAAGCACCUUUGUAUGUUUAAAUUACAGAAACUACCACACCCAACCCAUUUUUGAACUUGUUUGAAACAUGAGGGUGGCUGUCAUUCCUCACACUAUAAUUUCAAUGUAGUUAUCCAUCUUUGAGUGCAAAUUGCUUUUGCAGAUCAGCUUUAUAUUAAAAUUAGAGUUGUAGGUAA